UGUGAAUUGUUAAAUAAAGUGAAUAUCUCUCAGAUUUAUUUUAGUUCUUUUUUCAUCUUUAUUAAUAUUACAUUAAUGCAAUGAUACGGAUUUCACUUGAAAUAAUUAAAUACCAUAAAUGUACCUACCGGAUAUCGAUAAAAUGACUAAACGCUUUAGCGCGACACAGAUCCAAAAAAGUGUGAUCAUGCACUUGUGUGGAAUAUUGUUUAAUUUUUUAAAACGUUAUUAGUAUAUGAAUGAUAAAUAAAAUAGAUUUAAUACGGAAAGUCACAGACAAAAGCAAAAUGAAAAGAUGCAUUCAAUAUUUAAGUUGCGGUAGAUAUAUCUGAUUUGCGGUAUAGGCGUAGACCGAAAUAAAUUUGUACUACCGGUUAUCUCGGUAUUUGUCUAUUAUUCGCGAGUUCCGUGUAACUUGAACCGCAAUGACUGCGUUAAGUGGAUUUAUGGAAUUCUUUCAAAAAGGAAAGACAUUUAGACCAAAGAAGAGAUUUGCUCAUGGGACCCUGCGAUAUUCUUUGCACAAACAAGCACAAGCUUCUCUCAAUUCUGGAAUUAAUUUGAGGUCCGUUGUAAAGUUACCACCUGGAGAAGAUCUUAAUGAUUGGAUUGCUGUUCAUGUGGUAGAUUUUUUUAAUAGAAUAAAUUUGAUAUAUGGUACUAUUUCUGAAUAUUGUGAUUCUGCAUCUUGUCCUACUAUGAGUGGUGGAGCUCGAUUUGAAUAUUUAUGGGCAGAUGGUGAAAAAUAUAAAAGACCUACUGCAUUACCAGCACCGCAAUAUGUUGCUCUCCUUAUGGAUUGGAUAGAAGCACAAAUUAAUAAUGAAUGUAUUUUUCCAGUUUCAACAGACGUACCAUUUCCAAAAACUUUUGUACCCUUGUGCAGAAAAAUCUUAACACGUUUAUUUAGAGUGUUUGUUCAUGUCUAUAUACAUCAUUUUGAUCGAAUUGUGGCUAUAGGUGCAGAGGCACAUGUAAAUACAUGUUACAAACACUUCUACUAUUUUGUAACAGAAUUUGAGUUAAUAAAUACAAAAGAAUUAGAACCAUUGGCUGAAAUGACUGCCAAAGUUUGUAAGGAUACAUCACCAACGCAGACACCAUCGCAUAAUCCUAGAUAGUUAUGAAACUUAAGAAAACAUAAUUAUGGUAACCAAAUUAAAGAGAGGUAAAAUUUUUUUUAAUAUAUAAGUACAAAGAUAGAAACCAUCUUUCCUUAUUAUCUUUUUGGAAGGAGAUGGAAAAAUUGGUUACUAUUAAAUUAUAACAAAGUACUAGUAUCCUACAAUUUUGAUAAUUAUUCUCAUGAAUAUUUACAAUAUGAGGAAAAAAUCUCAUUAAAAGCUUUAUUAUGCUUAACUUUAUAAUCGAAUACUAAUAAUAUAGUUUAAUUUCCAAACUAAAAAUAAUUUCCCACUUUUUGGGAUUAUAAUUUUUUAGUACAUGUAUAUGUCUUUCUAAUUAUAUAGAAAGAAAUUAAUGCACUUACUGCUCAUUCGCGAAAUGCUAUUUAAAGUUCAAGCUUGAAGAAUAACACAAUAUUCUGAAAGACUCGUAUCCACAAUUUUGCGAAAGCAUAGUCAUUGCAAUACACUAGCUAACUUCAUAGUAAUUACUUCUUUAUCUGUAGGUAAUGUAAUUAUAAUUUUGUAAAUCAAAUUUUAUGAAACAAUUUAACAUUAUUUAUAUUAUUAUAUAAUUAUAUGAUUGUACAUAUAAUUUUGCACCUCCUAAAUAUUGUGUAGUAUUUCAAUAAUUGUAUUAAAAACUACAGUAAUUUCGUACUAAAUGAAAGAUAUUGAAACAAAACAAGAAUUAGGACAGUAUGUGCGAAAGAGUACAAACUUCUAAAGAAAUAAAACAAUAAAUCUGUUUACAUUACAAAAA
Molecule: messenger RNA, 1887 nt
Organism: Nomia melanderi (Alkali bee)
Lineage: Eukaryota; Metazoa; Arthropoda; Insecta; Hymenoptera; Halictidae
Gene: Mob3
Product: MOB kinase activator 3
Source: RefSeq, a predicted model, not a curated record